AUGGGAGGACAUGAAAGUAAGCCCAAUCCUCUUUCUUUGUUGUUGUUAAACUCACCACCCGUUUCCUAUCAGUUCAGAGCAUUUGUCUCAUCGCAAAAAUCUCUUUUGUCUCCGACGGGAACAGACUUGAGGGUCGACCCAGGUAUUGAAAGAUGGGCGACCAUGCGAGGACGCACUAUUGAACACUUUCGCCUGACGCCCAAAUACGUCGCAUUGGGUAUCCUCACUUUGGGAAUAAUUCCAACUGUGUGGUAUUAUUGGGGCGUAAAAUACCAGGGAAUGUGGGAUAUACAAGGACUUCGGAAAGGUGAAUCACCACGAGUUAAAAAAGAUGAGACCCAUCCUCAUUAG
Messenger RNA from Paraglomus occultum, 351 nucleotides. The record is from the annotation of a GenBank genome assembly. NCBI's taxonomy places the organism in Eukaryota, Fungi, Glomeromycota, Glomeromycetes, Paraglomerales, Paraglomeraceae.